This is a messenger RNA of Wyeomyia smithii (pitcher-plant mosquito), 981 nucleotides long. RefSeq names its product lipase member H-like. The transcript has 2 exons. Lineage: Eukaryota; Metazoa; Arthropoda; Insecta; Diptera; Culicidae. Gene Ontology annotation, biological process: lipid metabolic process. The coding region runs from base 1 to 981 and encodes 326 amino acids. Gene Ontology annotation, molecular function: lipase activity. The record is from RefSeq and is a predicted model, not a curated record.
AUGGCUGGCCAUAUUCAAAUUUUUCUCAUCAGUCUGCUGACGGCAGCUGCCGCCCUUCCAUUGGAUCAGUCAUGGCAGUUAGUACCAACCUCAGACGGUUUUCUACACCUGGUCAAUAUCAAUCCAUAUAAUCUACCAGACGUGGAUCCGGAUGAACCAGCCCCUUCUUUCGUACCAGAAGAAGACAUGGUGUUCAGACUAUUUACCAGAAGUAAUCCAACUGAGCCGCAAUUUUUGAAAAUCGGUAAUCCUUCCUCGAUUACUGGAUCCAAUUACAAUUCCGCGCAUCCAACUCGCUUCGACAUUCACGGUUGGGGUGGCGGAGGCCAUGAUUGGGCAGGGGUCGCAUUGCGUAACGCAUUUCUAGCAGUUGGCGAUUUCAACGUGAUCACAGUGGAUUGGAGCGUCGCGGCCAGUAAUCCCAACUACAUUGCAGCUCGUAACCAGGUGGGACCAGCUUACGCGGGAGCUGAUCCAAAUGACAUUUAUGUCACUGGACAUAGUUUGGGCGGGCAUGUAGCUGCUAAUGUUGGUAAGGCUCAAGGAGGCCGUCUACAUACGAUCAUUUCUCUUGAUCCUGCGGGUCCACUGUUCUCUGCUGGACAAGAUGACGCAUUAUCCCCACAGGACGCACAAUAUGUAGAAACAAUUAUGACAAACGCUGGGUUGUUGGGUAUCGGAGUGCCUUUGGGACAAGCCAAUUUCUAUCCAAAUGAAGGACGCACACAGCCUGGAUGCGGUAUCGACAUCAGUGGAAAUUGCGUCCACGCUUUGGCAACAACCUUCUAUGUUGAAUCAAUUGGUUCUACGGUACCGUUCCGAUCGACAAGAUGCGCAAGCCACGACGAAAUUUUGGAAGGAGUUUGCACUCCUAGCGGACCGGAUGCCAAUAUGGGAGGGGAACCGUCCAAUCAUGGUCGUGGAGUUGAGGGUAUUUACUUUUUGACGACCAACGGAGAGUCGCCGUUCGCACAGGGUUGA